Molecule: messenger RNA, 1626 nt
Organism: Olea europaea var. sylvestris
Lineage: Eukaryota; Viridiplantae; Streptophyta; Magnoliopsida; Lamiales; Oleaceae
Product: F-box only protein 6-like
Exons: 3
Coding region: 290-1474 (394 amino acids)
Molecular function (GO): protein binding
Source: RefSeq, a predicted model, not a curated record
UGAAGAGGGUGCAUUGAAAAGUGGAACUAUGGUCUAUGGCCGCCAAGAAUUACUUUCUUCUUCCGUUUCCACGCAACACCACUUCAGCGAAUCUUCAUAUGUAAACAACUCUUUCCGCCAUUGAGAAUCGUUUCGUUGUCUGUCUAAGUAAGAGAAGCGUGAUUCUGGCCGGUUCAGUGUGUUCAUAUCGCGAUUGAUUCCGGUUUGAUGCUUCUGGAGAUUAAGCCUUCAAUUUAAUUCCAUCUUGUUAAACUUCACCUUUCGCCAUUCUUGAAAAUUGCUCCACAGAAUGACUGCUGGUAGAUCUGGAAGUGUCAAAAUGUUGCAAACUGGUGAGCCUCCACUAGCAAAGAAAGCUCGAAAGAAACAGGCUCGAGGAAAGGUGACUGCAACUACAAGAUUGACUGAAAUUCUGAAACCAUGUGUAUGGAAAGAAUUUCCAAGAGAUCUUUAUGAAACUGUGAUAGCAAGACUUCCCAUAACCACAUUUUUCCGUUUUCGUUCAGUUUGCAAGGAUUGGAAUUCAUUGCUGACUUCACAGAGUUACUCCCAACAGUGUGCUCAAGUUAAGCAAACCUGCCAACCUUGGAUUUAUGCCACCAUACCUGGAAAGGCUAAUGAUGGAGCCAUUUAUGAUCCGCAGUCAAAGAAAUGGUAUCAUCCACCAGUGCCUGCCCUGCUGACGGAGUUGAUCGUGGAGCCAGUGGCAUCAGCAGGGGGUCUCGUCUGUUUUCUUGAUAGUGAAUAUUUAACUUCCUACGUCUGCAACCCUGUUAUGGCCUCCUUCAAAGAGUUGCCAGCUAGGUCAGUUGAUUUUGGGGCCAUUGGGAUGACUGUAAAUGCGAGCUCUCCAAACGCUGGAUAUAAGAUUGUUUGCAUUAGUUGUGAUGGUGAGUAUGAAAUUUAUGACUCCGCAAAGAACUCUUGGGGUUGUCCGGGGAGCUUGCCCACAAAUAUCAAGCGUCCACUCAACCUGAAUAUCAAGUCUCAGGCAGUUUCUAUUGAAGGAACGCUUUACUUCAUGCAUUCAAACCCCGAUGGAAUUGUGUGCUAUAAUAUGAUGAUCGAGGUUUGGAAACAAAUCUUAAUCCCAGCUCCUCUACAUCUGAGUGAUUAUACAGUAGCAGAAUGCGGAGGGAAACUCAUGCUGGUGGGGCUUGAGAACAAUAUUGCUAUGACGUGCAUCAGCGUAUGGGAGCUGCAGAAGAUGACUUUAUUGUGGAAGCUAGUCGACAGAAUGCCAACCCAGUUUUGCUUGGAUUUUUAUGGGAAGCCAGUCGAAUUGGAUUUCCUGGCUAACAAAGGUUUGGUUAUGAUGUCGCUUAGAUCAAAACGUAAGUAUCGUCUGAUAACUUAUGAUUUAUCGAGCAAGGAAUGGUUUAAGACAGCUCGAAAAAUCCCAUCAUAUGGGAGAAAGAGGCCUUGGCUUGUAAAUGGCACUGCAUUUCAUCCUUGUUCGACAGAUUUGGUUUAGUUUGCAUGUAUAGGCUCUGAAUCCAGGUGGGUUCUUAUUUAAGAUAACCAUUGGAGAUCAUAUAGAAAUCCUUGUCUUGUAUGGAGUAAACACACAGUUGCUAAAUUGAAUAUAUUCAGGCAAUUUUAAUUGUUAUUUUCAGACAAUCUCUA